Messenger RNA from Delphinapterus leucas (beluga whale), 3140 nucleotides. RefSeq names its product trophoblast glycoprotein like (gene TPBGL). The record is from RefSeq and is a predicted model, not a curated record. NCBI's taxonomy places the organism in Eukaryota, Metazoa, Chordata, Mammalia, Artiodactyla, Monodontidae. Gene Ontology annotation, molecular function: protein binding. Gene Ontology annotation, biological process: negative regulation of canonical Wnt signaling pathway. Gene Ontology annotation, cellular component: plasma membrane.
AAGCCCUGGUUCUCGGGAGCCUCCCACCCCGCCUCUCCGCAAGGAGGGCGCGGAGACACCGCCGGGGGCGGAGGAGGAGGCCGGGAGGCGGGGAGGGGGGAGGCAAACCCUGCCCACUCGGCUCCGAGCCCAGAACGGCCGCAGAAGUCGGAGGCCGGUGCGCAGGGCGAAGAGGGCACCGGGGGCGGGGGGCUCCGCUCCCCGCCUGACCCCUCUCGCCCCAGCCAGGAAAGUGAAGGCUCCUCGGACUAUAGAGCCAGCGGAAGGACCGACCACAACUGCCGGGCGCUCCCGAUCGAAGACUUGCCCCACCCGCCCCCCUCCCCGCCCCCACGGGGCUCCGAACUCACUGGUGAGCGCGGCGGCCCGGGCGCUGGAUGCGGGGGCAGCCGUGAUGGCCCCGCGCGCGGGACAGCCGGAGCACAGGGGCCCGCUGCUGCCGGGGCUGCUGCUCCUGGCGGCGGCGCUGAGCCGACCCGCCGCACCCUGUCCCUUCCAGUGCUACUGCUUCGGCGGCCCUAAGCUGAUGUUGCGCUGCGCGUCGGGCGCCGAGCUCCGGCAGCCGCCGCGGGACGUGCCACCCGACGCGCGCAAUCUCACCAUCGUGGGCGCCAACCUGACUGUGCUGCGCGCGGCCGCCUUCGCCGGCGGGGACGCGGACGGGGAGGAGGCGGAGGCGGAGGCGGCGGGCGGCGUGCGCCUGCCGCUCCUGACCGCUCUGCGCCUCACGCACAACAACAUCGAGAUGGUGGAAGACGGCGCCUUCGACGGGCUGCCCAGCCUGGCGGCGCUCGACCUGAGCCACAACCCGCUGCGCGCCCUGGGCGGCGACGCUUUCCGCGGGCUGCCCGCGCUGCGCUCCCUGCAGCUCAACCACGCGCUGGCGCGGGGCGGCCCCGCGCUUCUGGCCGCGCUGGACGCCGCGCUCGCCCCGCUCGACGAGCUGCGCCUCCUGGGCCUGUCGGGCAACGCGCUUAGCCACCUGCCGUCCGCCGCGCUGCGCCGGCCGCGCCUGGAGCAGCUGGACGCGCGCCUCAACGCGCUGGCCGGCCUGGGCCCCGACGAGCUGCGCGCGCUGGAGCGCGAUGGCGGCCUCCCCGCGCCGCGCCUGCUGCUCGCCGACAACCCCCUGCGUUGCGGCUGCGCUGCGCGCCCCCUGCUGGCCUGGAUGCGCAACGCCACGGAGCGCGUACCCGACGCGCGGCGCCUGCGCUGCGCCUCCCCGCGGGCGCUGUACGACCGGCCUUUCCUGGACCUGGACGAGGCGGGGCUGCGCUGCGCCGAAGGCGACGCCGACGGUCGCGGGGAAGAAGUGGAACUUGACGGCCCGGAGCUGGAAGCGUCCUACGUCUUCUUCGGACUGGUUCUGGCGCUCAUCGGCCUCAUCUUCCUAAUGGUGCUCUACCUAAACCGCCGUGGCAUCCAGCGCUGGAUGCGCAACUUGCGCGAGGCCUGCCGGGACCAGAUGGAGGGCUACCACUACCGCUACGAGCAGGACGCAGACCCGCGCCGCGCGCCCGCCUCGGCCGCCCCCGCCGGUUCUGGGGCCACUUCCCCCGGUUCGGGCCUCUGAGCUUCGCUUGUUGGGACUUGGGGGCUACCCCUGCCAGCUGAUGACCUGUCCCGAGGCCGUGGGUAUGAGACUCCCGCGAGCUUGGGGCUUUGAGACCUACGCCUGACCGAUCUAAGACCUUUGGAUUAUGGCAUCUCCCCUACCUGGAGGCCCCAAGCUGUACCCCCCUCCCCAGCCUCUGAGAGCUGUCACCAUCAAAGACCCAGAGACACUCUCUUCUGAUUCCAGAAACCCCAUCCACCCAUCCCAAGCUCUGACAGCCCUCCUGAACCACCAGAAGCCCCUCCCCCUUUCAGCACUCACCCAGAGACCCUGUCCUUCAAUCCGAAGGCCCUGGGACUGCUUCCACCGCCCUGUGCUUUGAACCCAGACCUCUCAGCAGGAAACAUCCCCUAGACUACACUCCAGCUUGCAGCCCUCAGCUCCCUUCCAGGGCUCGGGGGCCCUCACAUCCCAUUCUGGUCUCAGAAGCAGAGCAACCCCACCAGGAGGUUUCUGUGGACUUUGAGCCUUUCUUCUCGUUUGGGAGCUCUUAACUCUCCAUCCUGCAUAGAACCUACAUCCGGGGAGUCUGAGGGUUGGGCACCCUCCCCCAAUCUGAGGAUGUAUUUCAUACCACCCACCACCCCAGCUCUUGCUCAGGCCCCUCCCUUCCUUGGCCCAGGCUUGGGGUUCAGCUCUUCUCUAUCUCCCCCAUCCGAGGGACAGGCACACCCCUUUAUAGCCUUAGCGUGGAGCUGAUCCUCAGCCUUUCCCACUUUUGGCUCUGAUACCCUAAUACUCAGUCCUUGUCCCCAAUCUCAAACUCUCAGCUCUUCACCCCGAUCUGAGUUUCUUCCCCCUGCCCAAGUCUUAGGCUCUCAGUUCCUCCUACAUCCGUCGCUUGCACUCAGUACCCACACUGCCACUCACUGGCUCAGGGUCCAGUGAGGAAUCCAUCCCUGGGAUAUGCCCAGCCCCCUUUCCUCUUAAGGAUGAGCUCUCUAGCCCUGCAAAACAGGCGCAGAUGCGAAGCACCCCGCAGCCAUACUAGCAGAUCCCCAUGGGAGAUCCUGGAGGAGAGAGUCCUGGGGGUGCAAAGUAGAUGGUCUGGCCUCACAACCAGGGUCACCUGACCAUUGUGCCACAGAGAGGGGUGGGGGAGGGGCUCUGAAGGGCUGGGAGCUGCUGGCCACAUUCUCUUUCCCACCCAUGUGACUCUUCUCCCUUGGAGAGUCCUCUCUGCCACCUCCCCACCGCUGUCCCCCCGUAUGCCUUCUGGGAGAGGAAGGGAAAAGCCCUCCGGUCCAGGGUCAGAGCCUCAGCGCCCUGCCUUCUUCAUGAUCCCAAAGCACAACUGGUGAGUGGGAGGGGGCCGCCUCUCCCUGACUCCCACCCCCUGGGUCAGGCAGAAUGGCUGGCCUGUGCUGCUUCUGCACACAGGAAGUCACCCUCCUUCAACAUAUUGCCGGAGGCCUGCCUUCCCACCCCACCCUGGAAAUCUGGAUCUCCCUUGGGCAGUUUUCUAUAAAGUCUGCAAUAAUCUCAGAUACUCUGCUCUUGUAAACGGUGCCAUGUCAUUCCUGCU